GCCUGAGGUGGCUCGACAAGUGGCACUCUCUCGCUAACCCUGCGGCCCUACGGCCCUGCGGGUCUUUUGCUUUCGAACCAGUAACCCUGUGUGUCUCUCUCUCCUCUCUCCUCUCUCCUGUCUCCUCUCUCUAACUCUGUCGCUUCGGUAGCUUACCGUAUGCUGAAGAAACAAGUACGAGCUCUCAGUCGCGCAAAUACGCAAACACUUCAUCUGCGUGCGGUUUUGUUGUCGUGUUUUGUGAGAGAGGGGAGCCAUGGUUUCUUCCGAGGGGCGGUCGUUUUCGAGCUCGACGGGGUCCACGGCGGCGGGGUCAUCGUCGUCGCCCGACUCCGGUUCUUAUUCGUCGUCGACGAACGGUGCGGUCGAGAGAUUUGGUGGAAGCGGCGGCGGUGUGGAUCGGAUGGUGAAAGAGGAGCUCGAGGCGGCGGAGGCGCUUGCGGAUUUGGCGCAUUUGGCGAUGCGCGAGAGUAGCGGCGCCGAAUCCGCUGGGAAUUGGGGGCUGAAAAGGAAGCGAGCCGGGAAGCGAGUCAAGAGUGGGUCUCCGCCGAGUCAGUCGGGUUUGUACCCGCCUGACCCGGCUCCCACAUGUCCGGAUCUUCCUCAGGAUCAAGCGGUGACAGGUUUGCGGCAAUGUGAAACGGUAUGCACAAAUGUCGUUACAGAACUGGUGAAGACUGAGCAAGUUCUGAGUGAAAAGGUUGUGAGGGCUGAGCAUGAUCCAGAAUUAAAUAAGCCAAGUCCUAUAUGCACUACAAGUCACCCUUCAUUUAGUUGCAGCAAGUCAAGGCGGAAUUUAACUGAGGAGGAAAAGGAAGAGCGGAGAAUACGCAGAGUAUUGGCAAAUCGAGAGUCAGCUAGACAAACAAUUCGUCGACGUCAAGCUCUAUGUGAGGAGUUAACCAGAAAAGCUGCCGAUCUGGCAUUGGAGAAUGAAAAUCUGAAAAGGAAAAAGGAGCUAGCGGUAAAGGAGUUCCAGUCUUUGGAGAAAACAAAUAAGCACUUGAAAGUUCAGAUGACUAAGGUGAUAAGGGCAGAGGAUGAGAAAACAGCAGGUGAAAAUAUGUCAGCCUAUGUGCAGAUGCAGAUACCUCCGUCUUCAUCUACAAAUUCCCCGUUCUUCUUGUUUAACCGUCCCCCAUUUGCACCACUUUUCUGGCCUUCUAUCAUCCAGGCUUCAAACUCUACUCAGGUCCAGCACAUACCACAAAAUCCAAUAGCCAUUCCGUCAAACAUCUCAUUGCCGGCUAAUGGUGCAGCUGACUCUUCUCUUGAACAAAACCCCUCAAACAUCAAUGGAGCGAGAGCUCCUUUAUAUGUGUUUCCGUGUCCUUGGUUCAUCCCUCACUUUGAUAAUGGGAAUGGACUCCAACCCCAGUCUUCCUUGUGUUUGAACAAUAAGCAAGAAGAAACUUCUUUUAAUAACCAGUUCAGUGCUAAUUCAUCUUCAAGAACCGUUGCGCAGUUGGACAACCACCAGUCCUCUUUCCCUGUUAGAUUAAAAACAGAAGAUUCCCCUUCAAUUGAAGGCAGACCGUCAUGUGAUCUUAACGAGACCCCUGCUCAGUUUCCUCUGGAUGGAGGUGAUCAGCACACAGGACCUCACCCGAUGGAAAAUGGUUGCAAGGAAAUAUUCCCUUCUGCGGCAUCACUCAACCAUUCCGGAGUUGCAUCUUGUAUCAAGAAUGAGAACGGAUUUGAAUCAGAUUACACUGUAACAACUCUGAACUCUUAUCACAAGUUCUCUGCCUUGCCAGACAAGAAUAGUGAACCAAUCAUCUACCCUACUAGGAAACUCGCAGAUGCAAAUGCAGCAGCUGAGGCGAGAAAGAGGAGGAAAAAUCUCACGAAGCUAAAGAGCCUUCAUGGCCGGCAGUGUCGGACACAGUGCUGAGCUUGGAGCCUUGGAUACAUGUUGACUAUAAAUUCUCUCAUAGUUUUCAUGCAGGUCCUUUUACUUUAGGGGGACUUCUUUGAGAUUCGAGUCCAGAGCACUUCACCUAACCUUAAUUAUAACCUUUAAUUAUAGUAGGUUACUGAGUCGUUGACAUAAAAGAUGUGGCCUGCAACAUAGGUACAUCUUCAAGGCGUUUGCUUGUAUUUUAUAUGUUGUUUCGGGGUGCAGACAAAAAACUGGAAAUCUUUGUUCUGGCCCUUCAAUAUGUAUGGAUAGUUUUUUUUGUUAUAAAAUAAUCGACAACCAGAUAAUGUAGCCCGAUAUUGCUUACUUUUCAA
Molecule: messenger RNA, 2235 nt
Organism: Malus domestica (apple)
Lineage: Eukaryota; Viridiplantae; Streptophyta; Magnoliopsida; Rosales; Rosaceae
Biological process (GO): regulation of DNA-templated transcription
Cellular component (GO): nucleus
Molecular function (GO): sequence-specific DNA binding; DNA-binding transcription factor activity
Source: RefSeq, a predicted model, not a curated record